Vicia villosa (hairy vetch) is the source of this 1344-nucleotide messenger RNA. RefSeq lists its product as uncharacterized. The transcript has a single exon. The coding region runs from base 1 to 1344 and encodes 447 amino acids. Gene Ontology annotation, molecular function: nucleic acid binding; zinc ion binding. The record is from RefSeq and is a predicted model, not a curated record. Lineage: Eukaryota; Viridiplantae; Streptophyta; Magnoliopsida; Fabales; Fabaceae.
AUGACGAGAGGUGGUGGUUCUAGUAGUAGUGUUCAAGCUAUUGAUACUCUUGAUCCAUAUUAUGUUCAUCCAUCAGAAAACUCAGGGACUGUGUGUGUGACACCAGUGCUAUCGGGAGAAAAUUACCAUACUUGGUCUAUGAAAAUGAAGAGAGCAUUAGCGAUGAAGAACAAGUAUCAAUUUGUUGAUGGAUCCAUAGAAGUUCCAGAUGUUAACGAUCUCAACUUCAGAGCAUGGCAAAGAUGCAAUAAUCUGGUACAUACUUGGAUUAUCAAUUCUAUCAAUCCAUCAAUUGCACAAAGUGUUGUGUUCAUUGAUAAUGCAAUUGACAUGUGGAAUGAUCUCAAAGAUAGGUUUAUGAGAGGUGAUAGAAUUCGUGUUGCUCAGUUGUACCAAGAAAUUUCAAAUCUGAAACAAGGAACAAACAAAGUUUCAGAUUAUUUUACUGCAUUGAGAAGUCUAUGGGAAGAAUUUGACCAAUACAGACCUAUGCCUAACUGUACCUGCAAAGUAGCUUGCACAUGCCUAGCUAUGAGGGAUAGUCGAGCUUAUAGAGCUGAAGACAGAAUCAUUCAAUUCCUGAUUGGGUUGAAUGAAGAGUAUCAUGGAGUAGUUUCUCAGGUUUUGCUAAUGGAUCCCUUACCUCAGAUAAACAAAGUUUUUUCAAUGGUGAUGCAGCAAGAAAGAAAGAUAUGUGGAGGUGUCUGCAUUGGAAAUAAUUCUGUUGAUGACAAUUCAGGCAUGGUGAAUGCAGCAGAAUCCAAUAAGCAGAUAGGCAAUGGAAGAGGUAGAGGGAGUUUCAAUGGAGGUGGCCAAAGAGGAGGUCAUGGAUCAGGAAGAGGAAGAGGAAAUGUUAAAGUCUGUACCUAUUGUGGUAAAACAGGUCACAUCAUUGAUAGUUGCUAUAAAAAGCAUGGAUAUCCACCAAGCUUUGGAAGAGGAAGUGGGAGCAACUCCUAUGCAAAUCAAGUAGCUUUAGAAGAACCAACUACCAAGUGCACUACUGAAGCUUCUACAAGUGACAGCAUGACUCUAACUAAAGAGCAAUAUCAGAACCUGAUGAAUUUGCUUGAGAGGAGCGCCAGCUCUGUCAACUUAACAAAAGGAGGUAACUCUUUUCUUGCUAAUUUUAGAUGCAGUAGUAAGUCCAAUUGGAUUAUGGAUACUGGGGCCACACACCAUAUUUGUCAGGAUCUCAAUUGGUUUGUGAAGUAUGGUGAUAUUAAACCUUUAAUUGUUAACCUACCAAAUGGAAGUUCCAUAACUUCAAAAGUGUGUGGUAGUGUGAAACUGUUCAGCCAGCUUAUCAUAGAAAAUGUCCUUUACUUGCCUCAAUUUGAGUAA